Messenger RNA from Vanessa atalanta (red admiral), 2935 nucleotides. RefSeq names its product ubiquitin carboxyl-terminal hydrolase 36 (gene scny). Bases 196 to 2811 code for a protein of 871 amino acids. The transcript is spliced from 11 exons. NCBI's taxonomy places the organism in Eukaryota, Metazoa, Arthropoda, Insecta, Lepidoptera, Nymphalidae. The record is from RefSeq and is a predicted model, not a curated record. Gene Ontology annotation, biological process: protein deubiquitination; regulation of apoptotic process. Gene Ontology annotation, cellular component: cytosol; nucleus. Gene Ontology annotation, molecular function: cysteine-type endopeptidase activity; cysteine-type deubiquitinase activity.
GUAUGGUUGGAUUGUGUGCGUUUUCUCUUUUCCGUGCUGUGAACUCAUUAUUUUGAGAUAUACACAUGCUUUUAAAAAAAAUCAAACAAUUUUUUUCAUUUUCAUGUAAUAUGUGUACAUGUUUGUGAAAAGUAUCAUGUGUUAUUUUUUAAUUUGAUAAAUAUUGUGACGUGAUAGUGCAAUUUUGGAGGUAAAAUGCCCGCUUCAAUUUGUGACCCAGUAUCCAGCGCAUUGCGUUUAUCACUAACGCCUGAAGAAUCUCAAAGUUCAUCAUUGUUAGAUAGUAGACUUUAUUCAUCAGCUAAAAGCGUUUUAUUGUCUAAGAUUGAAUUCGAAGAAUCUGGUGAUUAUCAGAGCAAUGUACUCGAUGGUUUAAAAUCUAAGUACGUGGUUAUUAGACCCAAAAAACCUGUACUCGACACAAAACUGCUUAAAAAAGAAGUAAAUUCAGGCAAUCAAUGUAUAGAAAACACUAAAAAUAUUGAAGAGGGCUUGCCUAAACCUAAGAGGGUAUUCUUUCCUGUUGAGAAGGUACAAUUAGGCUGGCAGACUGCAUGGGCUGCUGGAUCUGGAAUACAGAAUGUAGGAAACACUUGUUAUCUUAAUUCUACAUUACAAGCUCUUUUUCACGUUCCUGCAUUUGCUAACUGGCUUGCUUCAGAAUCAGCUCAUGCAGAGAAAUGUAAUCAACAAGAAGCAUGCGUUAUUUGUGGAAUGCGUGCCACCUUAUUGGCAACUCAGAAGAGUGGUGGGGUGCCGAUAAAGCCUUGGCAAGUUUAUUCCAAGUUACGCCUUAUUUGUAGACAUUUAACUCUAGGGCGACAAGAAGAUGCACAUGAGUUCCUAAGGUACCUUGUUGAAGCAAUGGAAAAAUCUUAUCUUGCCCGUUUUAUAAAUUCAGAUAAACUAGAUCAGUACAGCAAAGAAACUACUCCUUUGAACCAGAUUUUAGGAGGUUAUUUAAGAUCCACAGUCCGAUGUCUUGCCUGUCACCAUUUAUCUACUACAUAUCAGCACUUUGAGGAUCUUUUAUUAGAUAUCAGAAAACACUCAACUUUAGAUGAAGCCUUAGAUUCAUUUUUUUCAAGAGAAAGAUUAGAAGAUCUUGGUUAUAAAUGUGAAGCUUGUAACAAAAAGGUAUCCGCAACUAAACAGUUUUUUAUAGAACGAGCACCAAUGGUGAUAUGUAUUGCAUUAAAGAGAUUUUCUCUGGCUGGUGGAAAGCUUUCGAAACAUGUUCAAUUCAGAAAAAAAAUUAACCUGAACAAAUAUAUGUACAAUAAGAAUAAUCCACAACAGCUGUCUUAUAAAUUAGUAAGUUUGGUGACUCAUUUGGGCCCAACACAAAAUUGUGGACACUAUACUGCAAUAGGUCAAGCUCCAAACAGCAACUAUUAUCAGUUUGAUGAUAGCUGUGUGCGGCCAUUACCUCUGUCAGCUGUUUUGGGCACCAAUGCUUAUAUAAUGUUUUUUGAAAAAGAUAAUUCGAUAGAAGAUUCAACUGUUCCCAGUGCCUCUACCUCAAAUGUUGUAUAUGGACCACAGCUUUCUGAUAAUAUCCUUAACAGAGAAAAAAGUCCACUAAAAUUAACAUUCUAUAGAAAUGAUGAAAAAAAAUCUAUUGUUCUCAACAACAGUACUAGCACUGAAGCACCUAAAUCUGAAGUAAAACCUAUUAUAUUAAAUUCAACAUUAAGUAAGUCACUUGAGUCAAGUAAUACUAUUAGUGAACCAUGGGUGGUAAAGCAAAAUGGUGAAGUUGAAAAGGUCACAGUAGGACCAAAAAUAUUAAAUGGUAUUGAGAAUUCAUCUCACAAACCUGAAGAAGACAAAAAGAUUAGUUUUAUUAUAAAAAAGCAAGGCGAAGAGUGCCAUAACAAAGCUAAAAUUUCAAAGAGUGAUUCAGACAUUAGAUCUAGCAUUAAUAUAGCAAUUAAGCCUCUAGAAAAGUCGUCAUCAAUGAGUAAGUUAGUCAAACCGUUAAAAUCGCCCCUAGAAAAAUUAGAAGAACAAAUGAAUAAAAGCAACACCUUGAGUCCUGUUCAAAGAAAUGGGAACUCUUCCUCUAAGUUGGUACCAUAUGAUUCAGAGUCUAGUAGUGAUGAGCGCUGUGACAGAGUUAUUGAUGAUAAAAUAAAGAAAGAAGAACCAAAGGAGCAGAUUCGUAAAACAAAGCCAAGUAGAUGUGAAUCACCGCAGGGUCUCAUAGUCACCACCAAAGCAAUGCAUCACGCAUGGACGGUAUCGAAAGAAAAAAGUGGCCCUCUGUUAAGCCCCAGCCUCAACGGCGAUACUAUUAAAAAGGCCAAGGAAAAGGAGGAGAGUCCUCACACGAGCUUGAGUAGCAUGUCCCCCCUGAGCGACCGCAGCGAGCCCGCACCGCCCGCGCCGCCCGCGCCCGCGCCCUCGCCCGCGCCCGCCGCCGCGCUGGACACGGCGCGCCACCUGCAGAGCUCGUCGCUGCGCGGCUACGGCGCGCCCGUCUCCUCGUGGAACGGCACGCACAGCGCCAUGUCGCGACAGGUUUUCGAAGAGAGACGGGAUGAUCGUAAACGCGUUCACGAAGCGACUGACGAAAUGGAUCGUGGUCGCACCAAGAAAAUAAAGAAGUUUCACCAUUACAACCGAUUUAAUAACAAUAGGAAUGCAUAUAAUCCUUUCCAGGACAAACAAAACAAACUACACUGGGGCAAUAAUUUUAAAUACCGAAGUGAACGACGUCCUGGACAUCAUUUCAACAAACAACAAAGCAACAAGUAUAAGCGAUUCAACAGGUACAGCAAUGGGCAUCACUAUCCGAGGCACCAUUGACCCUGGCCGGUCAUUGCCACUAUUUUGGUGUGUAUAGAUGAAUGGACUUAAAUAAAUAGUUAAAUAAAAUAUUAUAUAAGUGAAUUAUAGAUAAGAUAAUUACAAUAGUGACGUAUUUAUUCAC